AUGUCGGCUGAUUCGAUCAGCGUUCUCAUCUUUCAAAUCUAUCACUAUGCGUUCUCUUUGGCUGGAUGCUGUUUCAGCGUGUUUUUAACCUAUCUAUGUCUCUACCAUACCCCGGAUGCCAUCAAAACAUUCACUGUUGUCUCAAUCAACUUUGCAAUUACGGAUUUUUCAAUCUGCUUUUCCAACUUUUUCGUUCAACAACGGCUUAUUCCUCUCGGUAAUACCCUGGCUCAUAUUCCGUAUGGCCUUUGCAAUAAGAUAUCGCCAUACGCUUGCCACGUUUGGUACAGUAUCCAUCUUCAUUGGUAUUCGCACUGCUUGUGGGGUCUUUUGCUCUCCUUCGUCUACCGCUACUACGUUUUGUUCCAUCCAACUCCCACCAAAAAGAAAAUGGCCCUUCUUGUUGCGUCAAUUUACCCAAUCUCAUUUUUCCAAUUGAUUCUUUAUUUAUUCGCUUAUGACGAUCCCGAUGAGGUCCGACAAGUGCUUGUUAAAGCGCAUCCUGAUUACGAUAUCGAAGGAAGAAUUGUCGUUGGCACACUCGACAUCCACCGUUUCCCGGCGAUGUUCACUGUUCUGCACAUGACGCUUCCGGUGUCGGUUGCCUACAGCACCAUUAUCUUCUUUAGAACGAAAACUGUGUCGAAUUUGAAGAAAAGAGGAAGUCAGAUGUCGAAAAGUCAAAGAAGCAAGCAUGCUCAAUUGCUCUGGUCACUCACCUAUCAAUCCAUGAUCCCAACCUAUUAUUUCAUUGCUGUUCUUUCAUUCGUAUUGGGACAAUUCGACAUUAUCCGCAUUCCCUUUCUGGAAUUCUUCACAUCUUCUGUGGCGCUGUGCAUUCCAGUAUUCUGUCCGAUGUCGUCAUUCUGCUUCGUCACUCCAUAUAGAUCGUAUAUCGCCAACAAAGUUCGCUCAUUUUUGGGAAUUCAAACAAAAGACGUGGCAUCAGUCAAUCCGUCAAUGGUUUCAACAGUUAAUAAUGCUAACUAA
Caenorhabditis bovis is the source of this 990-nucleotide messenger RNA. The record is from the annotation of a GenBank genome assembly. NCBI's taxonomy places the organism in Eukaryota, Metazoa, Nematoda, Chromadorea, Rhabditida, Rhabditidae.